This is a messenger RNA of Copidosoma floridanum, 1491 nucleotides long. RefSeq names its product putative inorganic phosphate cotransporter. The record is from RefSeq and is a predicted model, not a curated record. Gene Ontology annotation, biological process: transmembrane transport; monoatomic anion transport. Gene Ontology annotation, cellular component: membrane. Lineage: Eukaryota; Metazoa; Arthropoda; Insecta; Hymenoptera; Encyrtidae. Gene Ontology annotation, molecular function: transmembrane transporter activity.
UGAGGUGUUUUCGAUUAAAACUUUCGUCUAUAUCAAGUAGACUAUCAGAAGUUUUUUUAGCAGCACAAUAUGAUUAAAAAUAAUUCAAAUGUUCAAACGAAACAACCUGAAGAAAAAUUUGGAACAAGGCAUUUUCAAGUACUUUUGAUAUCCCUGUGUCUUAUGACCGCAGGUGCUAUAAGCUUAUCUAUUUCGUUGGCUAUUAUACCUAUGACAGAUCACACCAGCAUAGAUUUUAUGUACUUUGACUGGACAACUUCAGAAACGUCACUUGUCUUAAGUUCCUAUAUAUGGGGAUAUGCCCUAUUCCAAGUUCCAAACAGUUACUUGGCAAGCAGAUGGAGUGCGCAAAAACUGAUGACCUUAUCGUUAUUCAUCAGCAGUGCAGUAAAUAUGUUUUUACCGGUAAUAACGUAUGCUGGUGGCUGGAUAGCUUUAUGUAUUGGUCGAAUCACCAUAGGUUCGUGCCAAUCAAGCUUUUCUUCCUGCAGUAUCGUUUUACUAUCGAAAUGGGCACCAACUACGGAACGUUCCAGAAUGAGUGCUUUUGUGAUGUCUGGAAAUGUUCUGGGAGCAAUUGUUGCAAUGUCACUUUCUGGCUUGAUCGCAGCAUCAAAGCUCGGUUGGCCCGGCAUAUUUUACAUUUUUGGAGGUAGUGGUCUAAUUUUGAGUAUUAUUUGUCAUUGUCAUGUUUGGGAUUGUCCAACCUUGCAUAAGACCAUAUGUCCUAUGGAAAAAGAAUUUAUUGUUAAAAAUCUCCAACAAGUGGAGAAUCACUGUGAAAUUGAUAAGACAAUUAAUCCUCCUUGGAAAAAAAUUUUGACAUCGAUACCCGUGUGGACACUUAUCGUUGCAGAAUGUGGUUCUAAUUGGGGCAGAUGGACAUUUAACACGGAGAUGCCCAAAUAUAUGAAAAACAUACUACACUUUAACAUCGCAGAGAAUGGCCUUAUCUCAACUUUGCCGUACUCGACAUUUUGGAUAUUAAGUUUUGCAUUUAGUUGGGCCUCUGAUUACGCGAUGCGCAAGAAUAUCUCGAUCAGUAGGAUCCGGCGGACCUGCAAUACGGUAGGCAUGUGGGGUCCUGCCUUAGCACUUGUCGCUUUAUGCCUCAUAGGUACGUCCAGCAAAAUUUGGCCAGUUGUUCUGCUUAUUUUGGCUAUUGGACUCAAGGCAGGUACAUCAUCGGGAUACGUGGUCAAUAGCCUUGACUUGACUCCGAAUUUCGCCGGUACUGUAUAUUCCUUCACAACCUGUUUGAGUUCGUUCGUAAGCAUGCUGGCGCCAAUCGUCUGUGGAUUAAUUGUUACAGACGAGACUGAUGUUCGUCAAUGGCACACAGUGUUUUAUGUCACAUCUGCCGUUUACUUCACCACGAAUCUCUUCUACGUUUUUUUUGGCCGUGGUAAGACCCGAUCAUGGAAUAAUCCACUGAGAAAAAUAUCCGUUAGCACAAUCUACGAUCCAAAUGCAAUAAAAAUUAAUCCGUAG